Messenger RNA from Cebus imitator (Panamanian white-faced capuchin), 2049 nucleotides. Its product is annotated as DNA polymerase zeta catalytic subunit-like. Gene Ontology annotation, cellular component: zeta DNA polymerase complex; nucleus. Gene Ontology annotation, biological process: double-strand break repair via homologous recombination; error-prone translesion synthesis. Gene Ontology annotation, molecular function: DNA-directed DNA polymerase activity; DNA binding; nucleotide binding. NCBI's taxonomy places the organism in Eukaryota, Metazoa, Chordata, Mammalia, Primates, Cebidae. The coding region runs from base 109 to 1278 and encodes 389 amino acids. The record is from RefSeq and is a predicted model, not a curated record. The transcript has 8 exons.
UUAUAUUCUUUUCUCCUUGUUUCAUUUUUAGAAAUAUGUAAUAAUUAAAUGUUAUUAUACGUUAAAGUGUGUUGACUUACACUGAGCUAUGUUAAUAAAUUAUUUCCAAUGUGUUUCUACCAACAGGUUGGCGAUAGUAUUGUUCACAAAGCCAGAGAGACCUUGGAACGAGCUAUUAAACUGGUGAAUGAUACCAAGAAAUGGGGUGCUAGGGUUGUGUAUGGUGAUACUGACAGUAUGUUUGUGCUACUGAAAGGAGCCACUAAGGAGCAGUCUUUUAAGAUUGGUCAGGAAAUUGCCGAAGCUGUAACUGCUACCAAUCCUAAACCAGUGAAAUUGAAGUUUGAAAAGGUAUAUUUGCCUUGUGUUUUACAAACAAAAAAGAGGUAUGUGGGUUACAUGUAUGAAACACUGGAUCAGAAGGACCCGGUAUUUGAUGCAAAAGGAAUAGAAACAGUUAGAAGAGAUUCCUGCCCUGCUGUUUCUAAGAUACUUGAGCGUUCUCUAAAGCUGCUAUUUGAAACAAGAGAUAUAAGUCUAAUUAAACAAUAUGUUCAGCGACAAUGUAUGAAGCUUCUGGAAGGAAAGGCCAGCAUACAAGACUUUAUCUUUGCCAAGGAAUACAGAGGAAGUUUUUCUUAUAAACCAGGAGCUUGUGUGCCAGCCCUUGAACUUACAAGGAAAAUGCUAACUUAUGACCGGCGCUCUGAGCCUCAAGUUGGGGAGCGAGUGCCAUACGUCAUCAUUUAUGGGGCCCCUGGAGUACCACUUAUCCAGCUUGUCAGACGCCCAGUGGAAGUCCUGCAGGACCCGACUCUAAGACUGAAUGCCACUUAUUAUAUUACCAAGCAAAUCCUUCCACCUUUGGCAAGAAUCUUCUCACUUAUUGGUAUUGAUGUCUUCAGCUGGUAUCAUGAAUUACCAAGGAUCCAUAAAGCUUCCAGCUCUUCGCGAAGUGAACCUGAAGGGCGGAAAGGCACUAUUUCACAAUAUUUUACUACCUUACACUGUCCUGUGUGUGAUGAUCUAACUCAGCAUGGCAUCUGUAGUAAAUGUCGGAGCCAACCUCAGCAUGUUGCAGUCAUCCUCAACCAAGAAAUCCGGGAGAUGGAACGUAAACAGGAGCAACUUGUAAAGAUAUGCAGGAACUGUACAGGUUGCUUUGAUCGACACAUCCCAUGUGUUUCUCUGAACUGCCCAGUACUUUUCAAACUCUCCCGAGUAAAUAGAGAACUGUCCAAGGCACCAUAUCUCCGGCAAUUACUAGACCAGUUUUAAAUUGUCAAUGUCACAGAAUUACAGGUGUUGGAUUUGCUCCAGUAUGUGUACCAUCUUGUAAAUCCAUUUGACUAGAUCAUGUUUACUUCCCUGUGGAAGGAGCACUGAAAACCUCUUAAAGAAAAAACAUUCGUGUGUUUUCCUUGAACAGUCUGUAUCAAGACGUGUUACUUCGAGAUAUCCAUUUGCUUUAUAAUUUUGACUGCAAAAUAUUUUGUAAAUACACUUUUUUACUUUUCAAACAACUGAGUAAAAUAAUGUGCAAUGACUUUUAUACAAAUGAUUUUCAAGUUGUUUGGUAUAUUUCCUCUAGGUUUUGCUUGACUCAAAGUAGAUCGUUAUUUUGAUCAAACUGUGCAAACACAGUAGUACCAUGUGUAGCAUUUUGAAACAUUAUUUUUUAAAAAAAAAAUGCUGUCUUGCUUUAGCUAUUAAUGGGGCAUUGUGAGGAACUGUGCAAAGACAUUUUUGUUACAAACCUGUGGGCCUGUUGCAAUACUUUAAAAAUAAAAAAUUUUAUUCCAUUUGCUUGUUUUGUAUAGACAUUUCUAUUGCUUCUAAAUAUGCUUAAAAUAUUUUCUUUCCUUACGUACUGUACAGUUAAUCUUAUUUGCCAUCAUCUUGAACACAAAAUGUGUAUUUAGAAUAUUUGUAUAACUGUGUAAAAUAAAAAAGGAAUUAUGUGGUCAGUGCGUUGUUUUUUAAACUGGAAAUCAUUUUGUUUUAAAAGUUAAUGGAAACCAUAUUAAAAUUGAAUAAAAUAUGAAAUAU